AUGAAUAAGGCAAUAAAUAAUACUAAUAUCGAUUUAGAUAGUGAAGAACUCGAUCAUAUCAAUAUAGGUACCAUUAAUAAAGUUAGUAGAUCUGAAUUUAUAGGUGGACAACGUGAUUUUAAAGAACUCCUUCAAUAUAUAAUUCCUCAUUUGGUACAAGAAAAUGUUUUGUCUGUUGAUGAUCCAACACUUCAUAUACGAAUUUCUGGAGAUGGUCGUAAUGUAGGUCGAAAGGUAAAACAUGUUAUGAUAACAUUCAUGAUUCUUAAUGAUAUAAAGAAUCAUCAUAUACCUAAUUAUCAUCAUACCGUUAUUUUAUAUCCUAGAGUUGAAAAAUACGAGCCACUUGAGUUUAUAUUAAAUCUAUUGAUUAAUGAUCUUAGAGAUCUUAAAAAUAAUGGAUUAAACAUCGCAAACACUCUUUGGCAUUUUGGAUUAUAUUUUAGUAGUAAUUGGAAAUUUCUUGCUAUUUGUCUUGGGCUAAAUUCUGCAAAUUCGAACCAUUUUUGUGCUUGGUGUCUUUGCUCUAAAUGUGAAAUCGGUAAUAUUAAACAAGAUUGGUGA
Molecule: messenger RNA, 564 nt
Organism: Cetraspora pellucida
Lineage: Eukaryota; Fungi; Glomeromycota; Glomeromycetes; Diversisporales; Gigasporaceae
Source: the annotation of a GenBank genome assembly